CGGUCACGUGACGAGAGAGCAGGCAAGGAAGCAAAAAUUGGCAUGAUGAAGAAGACAUAUUGCUUAGAUGUAUUAUGUUUGUUGAAACGUAACUUGACUGCACGCUUUUCCACCCGAACUUAACCACUGCCUGUGUAGAACUAGCAACCGGAAGCUGUAAUCAGCUGAUGGCGGAGGAGCUGCAAGAGAGGUGAGCCAUCUUCCCCCGGCAGGGAGAUCCGUUCUAACGGAGCCCGGGCGAGAGGGAUACUGAAAAUCAUCUGGGAAUCCCGUUCUCAUUUUAGGUCAGAUAAGAUAAUAAGACGGCAGCACAACCGGUGUCAGUCGGGAGAAGAGGUAUCUGGAGGACUCACUGGAAUCUGAGCACCAAAACGGACUGAGGAAUAAAGCAGUCCUCAUCAGAGAGGAGGCUCCGAAACAAAUACCUGAGAGGAAAACAGAAGCUAGGAGCGGGGGGGGGGGGGGGGGGGGGGUUCAUAUCGAAAUGUUAACCGUAUGUAGAAAAAUAUAAAAGUCGAGAAGAUAAACAUGUAGUACUUCCAGGGCGGAAGAUGUAAAGUGUCAACAGUAAAUAUAAACAAACAGCCAAGUUACUUAAGCUAGCUGAAGUUAGCCGAUUGGAGGUUAGCUUUCUACUGCUAACACAACGUUAGCUAAUGGAAGGUAGUUGUACCGAGAGAGAACGGAGGUAAACAGACCUGAACAAACUCGUCGUCGUGUUCAAAACAAAAUUUAACCUCAAUAUAGUGGUACGCGGCGGAUGACAGCUGUUUGUGUUUUUUCAGUAUGCCGUUAUUAGCCUAAUUAGCCUUUCGGCUAACGUUGCUAUGUGUUAUCUGCAUUAUCAGCCCAGCAUAAUAACAUUACACUAGCUCACUAAAUGUAGAGCAAAAAAGACAGUUGGCAGUGCUAACGCCAAGUGUUUUUUGACAUCGACUCGGUGAAAUAUUUUGCAAUGAAAGUCAUUAAGUACUUCCAGGGUUGGUAUAAAUGUUAAUGUUACAAGAAAAUCUAGACAUUCAGUGUAGUGUAGUACAUUGGCAGAAAAGACUAGGACGCCUGGGUGAAGGAAAUCAACUUCUUGAAGAUGUUAUCACAUCGCUAGCCUUAGCCAGCGCUGUUCUAACACAUGGCUUAUUCGCGUUCUUAGCUGCAUAGUGGAUGGACGUUUUCAGUUUUGCAUUAUUAGACAAUAACGAUACUUUUGGCUCGUUUGUCUCAGCGGCAGCGGUCGGCAAUAACUCAAUCAAGAGGAAGACAGGGCCUUUUGUUCGAAGUUAUUGGGUGUAAAGGGAGCCACAACUCAGCUAGGCAAUACGGAGUAAAUUAUUAAAUCGAUCUAAAUAACUAAUAGUUUUAUUAAUAUAUAGCCUAAGUAACCACCUCUAAACACAAGAGAAGCUACGUAAAGAUACUUUGAAAUUAAAGUUUUGUCUUGUGUGUAUAUAUAUAUAUCUAUCUAUCUAUAUAUAUAUAUAUAUAUAUAUAUAUAUAUAUAUAUAUAUAUAUACACACACACACACACAUAUAUAUUCCAUAAGACUAUUUAAAGGAGACCACCGCAUUGUCAGCUUGUAUUAUGUAGCUGUGUGUUUGAGGGCCCAGCGGUAAGCCUCUCAGCUGUGUUUUGGUUGCUGGUUGCCUCCCCUCCCCCAGUCUCGAGACUCUUGUUGGACACUGUUUGCAGAGUUUUCUCUUGAUUUUACAUUAAAGAAAGGCUGUGGCCUCAAGUCGCAGUCCUCUGGACUCAAAAGCAUUUUAAAGUGGAUGUAAUGGAACUGAUGUUCGCCGAGUGGGAGGAUGGGGAAAGGUUCUCCUUCGAAGACUCGGACCGGUUCGAGGAAGACUCUCUGUGCUCCUUCAUCUCAGAGGCCGAGAGCCUCUGUCAGAAUUGGAGGGGAUGGAGGAAGCAGUCUGCUGGACCCAUCCCAACUGUCAAGAUUAAAGAUGGUCAGGUGAUUCCACUGGUGGAGUUGUCAGCAAAACAGGUAGCAUUCCACAUCCCUUUUGAGGUGGUGGAAAAGGUCUACCCCCCUGUCCCAGAACAGCUCCAGCUGCGCAUUGCUUACUGGAGCUUCCCAGAGAAUGAGGAGGACAUCAGGUUGUAUUCCUGCUUAGCUAAUGGGAGUCCCGAUGAAUUCCAACGUGGAGAACAGCUCUACAGGAUCAGGGCGGUCAAAGACCCCCUGCAGAUUGGCUUCCAUCUCAGUGCUACAGUGGUUUCCAGUCAAGCUGGUCAGUCUAAAGGGGCCUACAAUGUGGCGGUCAUGUUUGACCGCUGCCGCAUUACUUCCUGCAGCUGCACCUGUGGUGCUGGUGCCAAAUGGUGUGCCCAUGUGGUGGCGCUCUGCCUCUUCAGGAUCCACAAUGCAUCAGCAGUAUGUUUGAGAGCUCCAGUUUCUGAGUCUUUGUCCAGGCUACAGAGGGACCAGCUUCAAAAGUUUGCUCAGUACCUCAUCAGUGAGCUGCCUCAGCAGAUCCUACCCACAGCUCAACGGCUGCUGGAUGAGCUGCUGUCCUCUCAGUCUACUGCCAUCAACACUGUGUGUGGAGCUCCAGACCCGACAGCAGGCCCUUCAGCGUCUGAUCAGAGCACCUGGUAUUUGGAUGAGUCGACCCUCAGCGACAACAUCAAAAAGACUUUGCACAAGUUCUGUGGGCCCUCGCCUGUUGUCUUCAGUGACGUAAACUCCAUGUACCUUUCGUCCACGGAGCCGCCAGCUGCUGCUGAAUGGGCAUGCCUACUAAGACCUCUAAGGGGCCGAGAGCCAGAAGGAAUCUGGAACCUUCUGUCCAUCGUCAGGGAGAUGCUUAAGAGACGAGACAGCAAUGCAGCCCCACUGCUUGAGAUUCUCACUGAGCAGUGCCUCACCUAUGAACAAAUCAUCAGCUGGUGGUAUAGUGUUCGGACCUCAGCAUCCCACAGCAGUGCCAGUGGCCACACUGGGCGCAGCAACGGCCAGUCAGAAGUGGCAGCUCAUGCCUGUGCCAGCAUGUGUGAUGAGAUGGUGGUGCUAUGGAGGCUGGCGGUGCUCGACCCCACGAUGAGCCCCUGCAGGCGUCUAGAAUUGGCAGGCCAGCUCAAGCAAUGGCACCUGAAAGUUAUAGAGAUAGUGAAGCGGGGACAACAUCGCAAGUCCCUGGAUAAACUGUUCCAGGGCUUCAAGCCUGCUGUGGAGUCCUGCUAUUUUAACUGGGAAGUGGCCUACCCACUGGAUGGCAUCACUUACUGCAGCGCUGAUAAGAAGAGUGCCACAGUCUGUUGGUCCAGGGCAGUGCAGCACCAGAGAGGAGUCAAAGCUGUUGCAGGACUGGGGGGAGAACCUCUUGAACCAGGGGGGGGGGGCAGAGCUGAAUGCGGAGCUGGGGGAGAUUAUAAAGGAAGAGGAAGUGGUCAUCCACAGGAGGUAGCAGUGCGACCCAAGGAGACCAUACUGACCAAGAGGAAGGGUCUGUCAGUGAGUGGAGGGGGAGGGAUGCUGGUUCGUCUGGGAGGGAGUGUCUCUUUGGCCCUGGAAGAUGGAGGAGGGAAGUGCAUGUAUAAAGGGCCAGGCUCCUCCUCUGGAGGAAAGCUGAAACUAACACAAGGAGUUGGGAAGGGGGCAUCUCUGGGAGGUCCUGGAGGAAGUGGAGGGUUAGGAGGGGGUAAGCAUGCUAGUGCCAAGCGGAGGACCAGCAGUGAGGACAGCUCCCUAGAGCCGGAUCUGGCUGAGCUCAGCUUGGACGAUGGUUGUAGUCUGGCUCUGGGGGCUGAGGCUAGCAACACUUUUGAAUUUCUCCCUCCGCCACCAGAGAUGCUGCCCUCCCCAAGCCCACUGCUCCGAGACUCACGCAAGUACAGCAACAGCAGCGGAGGGAGCAAGAUGUUUGAAACAAAGCGUGUCAGCCAUGCCUCAGCUGUUCUGCCCGCUGCAGAGUCUGCUCCACCUUGCUUCCCUUCCAAAGAGACAGUGUUAGUUGUUAUGGACAUGCCCUGUGCUGCAGAGAAGGAAGCAGAGCUGGAAGUGGAGCCUGUUCAUAACAAAGAUGAAGAUGUAGACUCAGCUGGCAGUAACCAGCCUUCCACCUCAACUGCCAUAGCAAGAUCAGGUAACACUCAAACAUCUGCCAAGUCACCACGGGGCUGCAGAGAGGGGACGUCUGCUGGAGCAGCAGCAGGGAGUGGGGCAGAAGCUGCAGGUGGACUAGCUAACCAAGGAGCUGAGGCAGCAGGCGGAGCUGCAGGAGGAGAAACUGUUGGUGAAGAUGACUAUCAGGCAUACUAUCUGAGUGCUGCCUCAGAGGAGGGAGCAGACAGACAGCUGACAGACAGCCACCAGGAGGAGGAGCCAGACAUCUUUGCAGGGAUGAAACCGCUGGAGCAGGAGGGACGCAUGGAGGUGCUGUUUGCGUGUGCGGAGGCCCUACAUGCUCAUGGCUAUAGUAAUGAGGCAUGUCGGCUGGCUGUGGAGCUGGCUAGAGAUCUGUUAGCCAACCCUCCAGACUUGAAAGUAGAGCAGCCACAGACAAAGGGUAAGAAGAGCAAGGUGUCAACGAGCCGUCAGACGCAGGUAGCUACCAACACACUGUCAAAAGCCGCCUUCCUCCUUACUGUUCUAAGUGAACGACUGGAGCUCCACAACCUGGCCUUCAGCACCGGCAUGUUCUCCCUGGAACUCCAAAGACCACCAGCAUCUACCAAAGCUCUGGAGGUGAAGCUGGCCUACCAGGAGUCGGAAGUGGUAGCUCUGUUGAAGAAGAUUCCUCUGGGCCUGGUGGAGAUGUCGGCCAUCAGAGAGAGAGGCGAGCAGCUUAGAGAUGGAAACUUCUGUGAUUAUAGACCUGUGCUGCCUCUUAUGUUGGCCAGCUUCAUAUUUGAUGUACUGUGUACCCCAGUUGUGUCCCCAACAGGCUCCCGUCCACCAAGCCGCAACCGUAACAACGAGAUGCCUGGUGAUGAAGAGCUAGGCUUUGAAGCUGCUGUUGCUGCACUUGGUAUGAAGACCACAGUAAGUGAGGCGGAGCAUCCUCUGCUGUGUGAAGGAACUAGACGAGUGAAAGGUGAUCUGGCUCUGGCUCUCAUGAUCACCUAUAAGGAUGACCAGAGCAAGCUAAAGAAGAUACUUGAUAAAUUGUUGGACAGGGAAAGUCAGACCCACAAGCCCCAAACUCUAAGCUCCUUCUACUCCAGCAAGCCAGCUGCUAGCAGCCAGCGCAGCCCGUCCAAACACACUGCCGCCAGUCAGAGUGGGGUGAGCGGGGCUGCUGGGGGUGUCUCCAAACACACACCCUCAUCUUCAUCUGCAACCACUUUGCCAGCCUCUUCUUCUAGCUCAUCCUCUGCUGCGGCAGUGGCUGGUGAUGAGGUGGCACAACAGGCUGAUCUUAACCGAAUACAGAACAGUUCAGCAGGAGAGAGCACUGCUGAGAACAGGGAGCAUGUGUCAGAUGGUCCUUCGUUAUCAAAUAACCAGCAGAAUGAAACUGCUCCAUUUAAGCUCGAGGCCACAGUGCCCAGUCGUCUGGCACUGGGGGCACGCUGUGGAUACAGCCAGCGCUGCUGGGGCUCACCUGUCCGGCAGAAGAAGAAACACACUGGCAUGGCAAGUAUUGACAGCAGUGCCCCAGAGACAACCUCAGACAGUUCCCCCACACUCAGCCGGCGGCCGCUCCGGGGCGGCUGGGCAGCAACAUCUUGGGGGCGGGGCCAGGACAGUGACAGCAUCAGCAGUUCAUCCUCUGAUUCACUCGGCUCCUCCUCCUCCAGCGGCUCUCGCAGGGCGGGGGGCGGGGCCAGGGCUAAGAACACCGACACCAGCAGGUACAAAGGGCGACGUCCAGAGUGCCAUGCCCCUCAUGUACCCAACCAGCCAUCAGAGGCAGCAGCCCAUUUUUACUUUGAGCUGGCCAAAACGGUGCUGAUCAAAGCUGGAGGAAACUCCUCCACCUCCAUUUUCACCCAGCCGUCAGCCAGCGGGGGCCACCAGGGGCCCCACAGAAACCUGCACCUCUGUGCCUUUGAGAUUGGCCUCUAUGCUCUUGGCCUACACAACUUUGUCUCACCCAACUGGCUGUCCAGGACCUACUCCUCACAUGUGUCCUGGAUCACUGGCCAGGCCAUGGAGAUCGGCAGUGCUGCCCUCAACAUUUUGGUAGAGUGCUGGGACGGUCACCUCACCCCUCCAGAGGUGGCAUCCCUUGCUGACCGAGCAUCGCGGGCCAGAGACCCCAACAUGGUGCGGGCGGCAGCAGAGCUGGCCCUGAGCUGUCUGCCUCACGCUCAUGCCCUCAAUCCUAAUGAAAUCCAGAGAGCCCUGGUGCAGUGCAAAGAGCAGGAUAAUGUGAUGUUGGAGAAGGCCUGCAUGGCAGUUGAGGAAGCAGCCAAGGGUGGAGGUGUUUACCCUGAGGUUCUAUUUGAGGUGGCUCACCAGUGGUACUGGCUGUAUGAGCAGUCAGUGGGUGGGGGCACAGGCCAACAGCGGGAGAGCUCUGGGCGCUGUGGGGCCAACGGGGGCUCGGGCAGGAGGGCACCGGAGUCUAGCUGUGUUGUCCUUGACACCGGCGCCAAUAUGGAGUCUACUGGGGUGGCAACAGUCACAGCCUCAGUCACUGCAGCAGCUGUUGUACCUGUCAUCUCUGUGGGCUCCACCAUCUACCAGUCCCAUGCCAUGCCCGGGCAGGCCAUGACUCACCCCCACAGCCAGGGCCUCCACCCCUACACCACCAUCCAGGCCCAUCUCCCCACCGUCUGCACCCCCCAGUACCUGGGACACCCUCUGCAGCAUGUCCCCAGACCCACUGUCUUCCCUGUAGCUGGGGCUGCAUAUGCACAGGGAAUGCACCCAGCCUUCAUUGGUGCACAGUACCCAUUCUCUGUUGCCACUGGCCCCCAGCCACCUAUUGCAGCCACAGCUGUGACAUUCCCUGGUGUCCCCGUCCCAUCCAUGACUCAGAUUGCCGUCCAUCCCUACCACGCUGAUACUGGCCUACCUCUCAGCACUACUGUAGCAGUAGGCAGUGUCCACUCCGGCCCAACCAUCCAGGCCAUACAGGGAGCAUCCCUUCCCUCCCUUUCCGCCCAGCCAGGCUCAUUGGCCAGCACUCCUUUCCCAGCAGAGGAUGAGCAGCACAACCAGCCAAUCAGCCAGCAGGGCCUGCAUUACCUGCAUUCUGCCUACAGAGUUGGCAUGCUGGCAUUAGAGAUGCUGGGCAGAAGGGCUCACAAUGACCACCCAAACAACUUCUCCAGGAGCCCACCUUACACCGAGGAUGUCAAAUGGCUGCUGGGACUGGCUGCGAGGCUAGGAGUCAACUAUGUGUACCAGUUCUGUGUUGGAGCAGCAAAAGGUGUCCUCAGUCCGUUCGUCCUUCAGGAGAUCAUCAUGGAGGCUCUGCAGAGGCUGAACCCUGCCCACAUCCACGCCCACCUCCGAACACCUGCUUUCCACCAGCUAGUCCAGCGUUGCCAACAGGCCUACCUGCAGUAUAUCCACCACCGGCUCAUCCACCUGACGCCUGCUGACUAUGAUGACUUUGUCAACAUUAUUCGCAGUGCUCGAGGUGCUUUCUGCCUGACGCCGGUGGGUAUGAUGCAAUUUAACGACGUGCUGCAGAACCUGAAGAGAGGCAAGCAGACCAAGGAGCUAUGGCAGCGCAUCUCCCUGGAGAUGGCGACCUUCUCCCCCUGAGCAGCACGCUCAUGGGGGAGACUGUAUUGGGCCUGGAUUGAGUCCCAUCCAGCAACCACUCAGCCUCCAACAUUACUACUGCCAUUGCACUGAGUGGGCUGUGCUCAAGCUGUCAGGUUCUGUCUGGGACCCUGCUCUGUGCUAUGUGGACUCAAACAAACACAGCACACAGGCAGUACAGUCAGCUCUCGUACCCCCAACUCCCACAGACUUUCUUUUUUAUCUGUGUCUGUCCACCAUGGUUCAUGUUUGUGUAACUGUGGAGUUCAAAUGUCCUUCCUUUCUUCAUCUAACUCGCCUCUUCCAUUUACCUUCAACAAAAGACAUUGAGUGGGAUCUCUCAAUCACCAUCCUCACUUCAUUUCCAGUAUUUUGUAGUUUUUUUAGUUUUGUUCUAAUGAAACCACUGAGUGCAAGUGUGAAUUUUCAUGCUGCAACAUUCCUGUCCAGAGUGGUAGUUGCUGUGAGACCUCUAUCACCAAAAGCUUAUCACUAUGGAUCUGAAUCUUUGCAGUGUGAAAGAAAAGGAAGUUUUGCAAGGAAAAAAAGGGUUUAAUAUGAGAAAUUAUAUUGUGAGUACGGGUGAGGAUUUUUCAGUAUUUUGUUUAAUAUUUUUUGAUACUCUGUAUAGAAUAUUACAUGUAUGCAGAAAGGAACAGAAAUAGAAUGAGAGAAUGUGCUGUUGUUGUGUGGGAUCCGCAUUUACAUUUCAGCCUGCCCGGGGAUUGACGUGAAAACAGCUCCAGACCAAACCAGAGGCCAGUUAACCACAGCCAGGGCCAAACAGGGCCAUCCAGGAUCACUCUCCUGUACAUACUUGGGCACAGAAUGUGUGCAGGGUGUGUAUAUAUAUAUAUAUA
This is a messenger RNA of Plectropomus leopardus (leopard coralgrouper), 8527 nucleotides long. The record is from RefSeq and is a predicted model, not a curated record. NCBI's taxonomy places the organism in Eukaryota, Metazoa, Chordata, Actinopteri, Perciformes, Serranidae.